Messenger RNA from Aspergillus wentii DTO 134E9, 4323 nucleotides. RefSeq names its product NACHT domain-containing protein. The record is from RefSeq and is a predicted model, not a curated record. Lineage: Eukaryota; Fungi; Ascomycota; Eurotiomycetes; Eurotiales; Aspergillaceae. The transcript is spliced from 3 exons. Bases 1 to 4323 code for a protein of 1440 amino acids.
AUGACAGCCUUGCAAUUCCCGUCGCGACCUACGCGUACAGAAGACCUCAUUCGACGCGUCAAUGACCCAAAAACCGACGACAAGGAGAGAUAUGCUCUGGAGAUAUGGGUGAAAGAAAUGAUACGGCUUUUCGAAGAUGACCAAAAACCAUCGUUCAACGCGGAAGCAGCCUUGCUGUCAGAGAUCGCCGACCAAGAGGACUACCCUCGACUCGUACUAGGAUUUUCCAACGCUGUCAUUAAAGGCACGACAGAUGCCACGAUCACCGAUUCCAGACUAUUGGCCAACUUCACCUACUGUCUUCGUCGUGCAAAAAGUGAAAUAUCCCGGGAAACGGCGCAACUGGGGGUGGUUUUGAAUAGCCUAAACACUCGAUUGCAGGACAGUCAGAAAAGCGCACAACUGGAAAGCCAGUAUCAUGUGGUUUCUACGAUCGCGACAGUGUUGGAUGCGAUGGUCGAUAUAAAAAUAUCUGGGCUUGGUCGGGAGGCAAUACAUGAACCUUUAUUGAAUCAACUGUGUACUUUGGAGAGGCAUGAAGAGCCACGAUUAGCUCAGAUAGGCGGUUAUGCCCAUCAAGCUCUGAAACACGUACCGGAUGACGAGAGCCCAUGGCAGGCAUUCGGUCGCUGUAGCUGGAAAGCCAUCGAAGCGAUUGCCAAUAUUGCUGGGGGUGUUUCAUCGAUGGAUCCAACCAAGCUGGCAUCCAAUGACAUAAAAGAUCUCAUCAAUGGAUUGAAAGAUGCGUCCGAGGUGAAGGGUUGGUAUGGAGCUCUUCGGUAUACCAGUGUGCUCGUCAAAUGCGGUGCGUUUGGUAUGCUAGAGCAGUUGAUAUCCGAUCUGUCUUGCCGGGAUGAUCCUGCCUUUUGGUGUGGACUAUAUGCCCAGCUGGAAAGCGCUUGGGUUGCUGAAACGUCCAUGAGAGAUGGAGUUGUGGCGUUCAUUAAAUGGACACUACAACAGCCGUGCAUGCAGAAACUGGUGCCAAAACAUGUAUAUAUUCAACAAUGGGUUGCCCUGGUCUCCCGAACGAUGGAUCAACUCGACUGGGAGCGGGUUAUUCCCCAGAAGAAGUACAGGAUUCGCUUCUGGAGACAGAAAAAGCAUGAACCCAAGCUCAAAAGAUUUGCUGGAGAAUCGGAACACCCCGACAGUGGUCGUGACUACCUAUUACAGACAGCCUGGGAAAGCAGUGACGCCCCGAAGACCUUCUACACGGAUGCCAAAGUGGUUGAAUAUUACAUCGACGGAGGCCAUCUCGAGAUCAAACGCCUCUCUGGAGAACAGUUGCCCAUGGAUAAUUGUUAUAUCAAUCUAGCGUUGGUUGAAGACUCCCCUGAAAAACCAAGGACAGAGGACAAGCGCGUUGAAUCAUCUUUGUACGAUCGCCUCAAAGUUGGGAAACCCAGUCAGGAAAAGGACGUACCGUUGUCAGAUCUCUUCAAUCGCCGGAAGCUAAAGGAUGGCAGCAAUGGAAGACCAAAGCGAAUCUUGAUCCGUGGCCGUGCAGGAGUGGGAAAGACAACUUUGUGCAAAAGGAUUGUUCAUGACUUCAUCCACGAUGGAAUGUGGCAAGACCAGUUUGACCGGGUGCUUUGGAUACCACUACGGCGACUCAAAGGAAGAUCAGAUUCAAACGAUUUUAUACCCAGUGAUUAUUUCGCGCUCCAUGAAGAGAAAGACAUCAUGACGACAGCUCUGCGGAAGGCUGUAUCACAGAAGGACAGUAGGACACUAUUGAUACUCGACGGCCUUGAUGAAGUUUCUGCAUACCAGACCGAAAACGGGGUCCAUUUUGUGGAGUUAUUCCAGAGUCUCCUGAACCGGCAUGAUGUGAUUGUUACAUCGCGUCCAUAUGCAAUAAACCCAUCGGGACUGAAGACAUUUGAUCUUGAGGUCGAGACAAUCGGAUUCCGCGCCAACCAAGUCGAUGAUUAUUUGAUGAAAGUUAUGAAAGAUGAGACGACAGUCAAGAGCAUCCAGGAAUUUAUCUCGCAGCAUUGGGUCAUCCAAGGACUUAUUCAGAUUCCGAUUCAGCUCGACGCUUUCUGUUUCACCUGGGAUGAAGAUCUUUCUUACGAUGACCUACAGGGCGGGCCUAAAACAAUGACAAGUCUUUAUCAAGCCAUUGAGCUCAAGCUAUGGAAAAAGGACAUGGUCAUAUUGGGUAGAAGAGACAAAGAAGGACUGAUUGAUGAAACCCGCGCCCGAAAUUACCAUCCUCGUGAGCCAAUCACAAACAUCAUGCGCGACGAAAUGAACGUAAUAGAACUGCUGGCUUUCAACGGUCUCUACCACAACAUCAACGAGUUCGAUCACUCCUGUCGGACAAAGGUGUUUCGCCAAAUGCCCACAACAAGCGCUAGUGUUUUAGACCGACUUUCAUUCAUGAGAACUUCAGACUCAUCACUGAGGAACGAGGAUCGAAACCAUUACUUCAUCCAUUUGACCUUCCAAGAGUUCUUCGCAGCCCAGUAUUUCGUUCGAUGCUGGAUAGAAAACAAACCACUGAUCUGCCUGAAACUGAAUCCUGGAGCAGAGAGUUCCAUUAGUACUGGAGCAUUAAUUGAACGCGAGAAAUACAAUGGACGUUAUGAUAUUAUGUGGCGCUUUGUUUCGGGACUGCUUCAAGCGGAGGAUGAAGAUGAACUCAGUCGAUUUCUCCAGAAACUGGACGAUCAACCUCGGGAUCUACUCGGAACCGUCCAUUCACGUCUUCUUAUGCACUGCUUUAGCGAAGUUUCUGGCUCGGAUAGCAAUCCUGAUAUAGAGCGGCUUCAAUCCGAUACGGAUAUCCAACUCGCACGACUACUAUUGUUUGGAUGUCUGACAGACGUAUUGAAAUACAGUUCAACCAUAGGUUGCGAGAUAGAGUUCCCAGAGCGAAUCCUACAAUAUAUUUUGCAGAAAGGGCCCGAUAGAUUCAAGUUCGGUAUCAUCACAGCAGUCACCCAGCGCCCGCAAAUAUCAUUGCAGUUGUUUGACUUGGUGGUGCCCCAUUUGAAAUGCGAUGACAGUGGUAAGAGGCAAGCAGCCGCCGAGGUGAUCUGCAGUAAUUCAGAAUACAUGAAUGAAAAUAUGAUCCACAGCGACGAAACAUGGGAACGGAUACAAGGCUUUUUACGCUUUGUGCCAAACUUAUCUGAGAGAAUUCUUAGAGCUCUGCUAAGUCGAACGCAUGAUUUCGAUGACUUUCGCGCAACAUGCUUUAUAAUGAGAGGGCAGCAUUCAUUACUAGAGGACAUUAUCGAGGACUUAGUGUCUCGAAUACGAGAUGGAGACGAGACGAGCAGGGCACUUGCAGCGGCGUCAUUGUCUCGGGUAUCGCUCUAUCGAGAGGACGUCUCUAACGCCGUGGUCACAUUACUCGAUAGUAAAUCUCAAUUUAUAGAGGAGUUGUUGCUUUUGGCAGUAUCUGAGAAGUUCGACUUGCCCAGAAGUGUUCUAAAAUGUUUAGAGGCCAAACUGCUGGAUGAAACUACGUCUGAAUAUGCCAAAAAAGAAGUGGUGCAACUGCUAGGAAGGCAGCACACCUUGCCGAAGGACGUACUCGAAACCCUCAUGAUUCACGUUGAUUCUUUCGGUACAGAUGUCCAGGACCCAAUACUGACAGCUCUAGUCUCCCAUUCGUACAUAACGCAGGAGACCCACAAAGAGAUUCUUGUUCGGUCAGGGUACGAAGAUAAAAUCGCAGGAACUUUAACAGCCGCCAUUUUUGGGGAGCCGCCCGUCUUAUCAGACGACAGCCUUGAACAAUAUGUCUCACUUUUGAGCAAUGAUUCAUAUCGGAUAGCACAAGCUGCAUCUGAUGUCCUCAAGCAACAUUCAGACCUGUCAGCAGAUAUCCAAAACGCUUUAUUAAACUCGGGCCUUGACAUCAGUAGCAGCGGCUGGUAUAUUCUUGGCAAUCAAUCAGUUCUAUUGGAUCGGGUUCUGGACCGUCUAGUCGAUUGCGUAGACACCAUUUCUAUUAACUGUAUAUUGGCUGCAGAAGUUCUAUACAAGCAGCGCAGUUUACCAAACAACACUUUGCAAUCGGUUGCAUCGCUCCUAACAAGAGGUCCUCGGAGAAGACCGGCAGCUGUAGAAAAGGCGCUACGAAAACAUGGAUACUUCUAUACCUUGCUGGAAAUCUUGGAUGAAGAACACUGGGUGUCUCUAUUCAAAGUCUACUUCGAGAGGAGCUUCAAAGAGGGGGUGGUUUGCUACAUGUGGAAAAAUCAGCUUCGCAUCAAUAUGCCCGAAGGAUCGUUCAAAGUAAGUAUGGAGCAUCCCGACCAGCGGCGAAAACUUGAAGCAGCAUUACGGGCAAUUCAGGAUUGA